GCCUGUCACUGCUGCGGCGCUGCUGGUCGUUCCCUUGAAGGCAGCGGAGGCGGCGGCGGCUGCUCCAGACACCUGCGGCGGCGACCCCCCGGCGGCGCGGAGAUGUGGCCCUUGGCGGCGGCGCUGUUGCUGGGCUCCUGCUGCUGCGGUUCAGCUCAACUACUGUUUAGCAAAGUCAAAUCCGUAGAAUUCACUUCGUGCAAUGAAACUGUGGUCAUCCCUUGCAUCGUCCUCAAUGUGGAGGCGCAGAGCACAGAAGAGAUGUUUGUGAAGUGGAAAUUGAACAAGUCGUAUAUUUUCAUUUAUGAUGGAAAUAAAAAUAGCUCUACCGUAGAACAAAACUUUACCAGUGCAAAAAUCUCAGUCUCAGACUUACUGAAAGGCGAUGCCUCUUUGAAAAUGGAUACCCGGGAGGCCGUGGUGGGAAACUAUACUUGUGAAGUGACGGAGUUAUCCAGAGAAGGCAAAACAGUCAUAGAGCUGAAAAACCGCACGGCCUUCAACACUGACCAAGGAUCAGCCUGUUCUUACCCCACUACCCCGGCAGGGGACGAGAAGGAGAAAGGAGGUUGCAAAUUAGUUUCGUGGUUUUCUCCAAAUGAAAAGAUCCUCAUUGUUAUUUUCCCAAUUUUGGCUAUACUCCUGUUCUGGGGAAAGUUUGGUAUUUUAACACUCAAAUAUAAAUCCAGCCGUACGAAUAAGAGAAUCAUUCUGCUGCUCGUCGCUGGGCUGGUGCUCACAGUCAUCGUGGUUGUUGGAGCCAUCCUUCUCAUCCCAGGAGAAAAACCCGUGAAGAACGCCUCUGGACUUGGCCUCAUUGUAAUCUCUACGGGAAUAUUAAUACUGCUUCAGUACAAUGUGUUUAUGACAGCUUUUGGAAUGACCUCUUUCACCAUUGCCAUAUUGAUCACUCAAGUGCUGGGCUAUGUCCUUGCUGUGGUCGGGCUGUGUCUCUGCAUCAUGGCUUGUGAACCAGUGCAUGGCCCCCUUUUGAUUUCAGGUUUGGGUAUCAUAGCUCUAGCAGAACUACUUGGACUAGUUUACAUGAAGUUUGUCGCUUCCAACCAGAGGACUAUACAACCACCUAGGAAAGCUGUAGAGGAACCCCUUAACGAAUAAGUGAAGGGAAGUGACAGACUGUAACUUGGAAGUCAGAAGUGCAAGAAUACAGUUGUCUAAGCACCAUGGCCUUCAUGACUUACUGCUGGAAGGAACAGACAACAGUAACUGACUUUCAUCCAUGAAAAAUGACAUCGAACCAUAAAUGAUUAUUACAGUUAAGUUUAUAUUCAAAGCAGCUGUAAUUUACGUGAUAAAAAAAUUAUGAUGUGCUGUGUAAUCAAUUGAAAUCCAUUUUUCUAUUGUUUCUACUCAACUAGGGGCAGAUGUUUCAGGGGCAACUUCCAAGAAUGAUGCUUGCUAGAUCCUUGAGUCUCUGAACACUGAGUUUAAAUCGAUUCUGAGUGAGACUCACCAAGCACUAACCUGAGGGUUAGUCACCCAGAGAUACCUAUGGAAAAACAGUGGUAUCCAGCAAGCCUUAGUAAACUCAGGUUCCCAGCAGCUUUGCCACUUAGGCUGCUAGCUGAAUAACAAGACUGCCACUUCUGGGUCAUAGUGACAGAGACUGAAGUAGAAAGAGGAAUGUGGGUGGGUAAAUCCCUGUGGCCCCUCUGUGUGCUAUGAUAUUGAUGGCUCUAAUGUCUUCAUUCUUGGGGGUUGCCAUCAUUCACACACACCCCCUUUGACAUACAGUGCACCCAGAUUUAGAAUACAUUUUUUUAAUAGAUGUGGUUUUCCUUUUUGCACACGAUCCUUUGCUCCCUGUCCCAUUCUGCUACUUUCAUUUGCGUUACAAGAUAUAAUACCUUUUCUCCUCUUUAAACAUGGUCCUGUGACACAAUAGUGUCAGUUGCAGAAAGGAGCCAGACUUAUUCUCAAAGCACUGUGCUCAGACUCUUCAGAAAAAGAUAAAAGCUAUGGUUGUAACAUAUGUAUUCCAGACCUCUGGUUUAAAGGCAAAAAAAAAAAAAAAAAAAGAAAAAGAAAAAAAAAAAGGAAAAAAUCUACAGUGUUUCUUCCCAUGUUUUCUGAUUGGAGGCAUGACAAAGCAAGACUGAAAUCUGAACUAUGUGUCUCCUGCAUGGCAACAUGUGUCUCCGUCAGGCCCUUGCAAGGCCCAGGGAGGGGGUUUUACGCCUGUUGUCUCUAUGUUGCAUGCUGAACACUCAUUGCCUUCCUCCUGUAUCCUGCUUCUUGCCUCCUGCCACCUCCUGCCGCCUCCUCCUCCCCCUCCUCCUCCUCCCCUAAGUUUGAAAAGUAAAAUAAAACUACCACAUUCCCUACCCAGUUAGAAGAAAACCAACGUCCUGACAGUUGUGACCGCAUGGAGUACUUUUAGAUUAUUAGCACUUGUUUUUACCUCGUUUGUGGGCGUGUUUGUGUGUGCACAUGUAUGAAGUAGGCACAUGCAUCUUCUGUACGGACAGAAGUGAGGCAUCUACAGAAGAGCAGAUGCUAACUUUGUGCUAUUAGUGAAUACAUUUAAAAGCAAAGGUCCUUAUUGGGUGGAAUUAUAUCUGACGCAACUAUUUGAGCUCUUUAAAACUUUAAAACUAGGUAAUGUGCCAAGCUUUCAUGACUGCUCAGCAGUGCCCUCUGACACAACACCAGUACUUUUUCCUGUUUGCGUAAUAAAGGCCUUUCUGUUUGUGUUUGCAUUA
This is a messenger RNA of Grammomys surdaster, 2723 nucleotides long. It is a transcript of the gene Cd47, whose product is annotated as CD47 molecule. The coding region runs from base 103 to 1119 and encodes 338 amino acids. Gene Ontology annotation, molecular function: thrombospondin receptor activity. Gene Ontology annotation, cellular component: plasma membrane; extracellular exosome. Lineage: Eukaryota; Metazoa; Chordata; Mammalia; Rodentia; Muridae. Gene Ontology annotation, biological process: positive regulation of inflammatory response; positive regulation of phagocytosis; positive regulation of cell-cell adhesion. The record is from RefSeq and is a predicted model, not a curated record. The transcript has 11 exons.